Cetraspora pellucida is the source of this 299-nucleotide messenger RNA. The record is from the annotation of a GenBank genome assembly. Lineage: Eukaryota; Fungi; Glomeromycota; Glomeromycetes; Diversisporales; Gigasporaceae.
UAGAACAUGUUAGACAGCCAAAAGGUCCUCCAUCAUUAUUGCAAUCAGAAGAAGAUUUCAAAAAUUAUUACAUAACCAAAUACUUAAAAGAUAUGAGCAUAUUUAGUCAAAAAGAAUUAGACACAGACUAUUCUAUAAAACCUUUUCAAAGACUUUAUCCUCAACAAAACCAAUCUAUGAGAAUAGAUAGAAUAGAAUCGAAAAUAGAUGAAAUCAGUCAAAUGAUAUCUCAAUUCGAAAGGAUGAUGGUCGAUAAUCAAUCCAAAAAACCUGUAGCUAAAUCAAAUUUAACAUAUUGA